GGGGAUAAGGCAUGCCGUCGACAUGAUCCUCAGCCUUGUGUCCGCUCGUCUCGAGUUUCCUCUUCAGGAAACCAUCUGGAUCGUCUAGGUAGGCGAUGGCGUCCAUCGCCAUUGGCACUAGCAAGCCUCGUUCCCGUUGAUUGCGGCGCGGGACGAGACAUCCAACUCUGACUUAUGGGUCUUUGACGCCUCCUCUUGACGCGUUUAGCCGACCUCGACACGAGAAUACAUAUUGGGCCGCUAUUUCCGGGGUGUCUCUGCUUCUGCCCUCUGCAGCAUCAAGUCACACCAGCCUCCACCUCCCACAAAACUCAUGGCCCAUCAUGGGUAAACAGCGAUCUCGAAGUGGAUGUCUAACAUGCCGGACCAGACACGUCAAGUGCGAUGAGAAGCAGCCCGAGUGUGGCAACUGCGCCAAAGGGCACCGGGUUUGCCGGCAAGAGGAUCGUCAGGCCCUCAUCAUACGACGGUACCGGGGACCGGGUCAACGGAACGACGAUGCCAGCUCGCCCUUGAGUCAAAGCUCGGGAGGUCUUUCUUGUGAACAACUCAAGUUUGGGACUGUUGUGAGCCCUGGGAGUGUCGGGUCUUCUCCCCACUUUGACUCACCUCGGCUCCAGACCCUGACGAGCAGAGACGCCCUCCUGGUCCAUCACUAUGCCGUCCAUCUAGGUCGUUGGCUGGACUGCACAGACGCGCUGCAGCAGUUCUCCGUCAAGAUCCCCACGCUGUCGCGGCAGUCGCCCAUUCUGCUCCAAGCUAUCAUCUCUUUUGCCGCCCGGCACGUGGGUGACACCGAGGCGGCCGACUCUGCCCACGAGAAGUGCAUAGCAAUGCUUAUCGUGCGCUUGGGCUCGGAAGAUGUCGCGAACGAUAAUGUGCUCUUGUGCGCCAUUGUAAUCCUGCGUGUCUUUGAACAGCUUUCCGCCGUCCUCACAGGGAGUGAUAAUGAGAGGCAUCUCGCAGGUUGCAACGCACUACUACGGGCAUCUCAAGGUUCCACCCUGGACCUAACUGCCCCGACACUUCGCGAGGCGGCGUUCUGGAUCUAUCUCAGACAGUGUCUACACACCGCAUGCAUCAACCAGCAGCCGCCCCACGUCGACUUUUCCCUGCAACUCCUCCCCAUGCCCUCGGCGAACCAAGGGGGUGACGAAAGUCGCUAUCUGGACAGUACACCACAAGAAGAGACAGCGUGGGCGAACAAGAUCAUCUGGCUCUGCGCUCUCGUGGUGCAGUUCUGCUUCGGCACCCUUGCGGGCGGGACAGACCGGAGCCUAUUCCAUCUCAAUCAAGAUGUGGGCGGGCGCCUUCGCGAUUGGGAGCAGCUCAAGGAGUCGAUCGCGGACUGGGACAGGUCCAAGCCUCCCAAUUUUGAUCCUAUCUGGGAGGGCGAUGAGGGUGGUGAGAACUUGGCAGGGAACCCCUUUCCGACUCUGCUCUUUACGGCCGAUCGACACGUGGUCGCUUUUGGUUUCCACGUCUUGGCAAGUAUGCUGCUUCUCGCGCACAAGCCCAGGCCGAGAUUCGCUGUCCGCAGUACCGGCCAGGCUACUCGGGACGAUGCCGAUGUCGAGUCUGAAAUUCUGCAGUAUGGUCGGAGAUUAUGCGGUUCAUGUUGGAGAGCGCCCUACACGGUGCCCGCGCGGAUAACACUCUGCCACACUGUUUUCGUCUGGGGCGCGCUGAUUAAAGAUGUACGUGAGAGAGAGGGACUGGUCCUCUUGCUACACGAGCUAGAGCGAGAUCAUGCUUGGCCUACUGCUUGGAUCAUAUCCUCCCUGAGGGAUGAGUGGAAUAGCUAGCAUAAGGC
This is a messenger RNA of Emericellopsis atlantica, 1813 nucleotides long. RefSeq lists its product as uncharacterized. The transcript has 7 exons. Gene Ontology annotation, cellular component: nucleus. The record is from RefSeq and is a predicted model, not a curated record. Gene Ontology annotation, biological process: positive regulation of transcription by RNA polymerase II. Lineage: Eukaryota; Fungi; Ascomycota; Sordariomycetes; Hypocreales; Bionectriaceae. The coding region runs from base 324 to 1805 and encodes 493 amino acids. Gene Ontology annotation, molecular function: transcription cis-regulatory region binding; DNA-binding transcription factor activity, RNA polymerase II-specific; zinc ion binding.